This is a messenger RNA of Electrophorus electricus (electric eel), 5896 nucleotides long. RefSeq names its product glutamate receptor ionotropic, kainate 5. Gene Ontology annotation, biological process: monoatomic ion transport. The record is from RefSeq and is a predicted model, not a curated record. Gene Ontology annotation, cellular component: membrane. Gene Ontology annotation, molecular function: ligand-gated monoatomic ion channel activity; signaling receptor activity. Lineage: Eukaryota; Metazoa; Chordata; Actinopteri; Gymnotiformes; Gymnotidae.
UGUAUGCAGUUGGUGUUCUUCCUCAUCUGCCAGGAUUCGCAGCAAGCUCAAUCCUUCCAGAAGCGAGCAGCGCAACAGGACAAGGCAGAACGGAGUGUUGAUAAAACAGAACAUGAGGGUGAAGAGAGACACCAAUUGCAGAGCCUUCGUCUCAGGGAAGGAACACUGGUGAACUGAGAGCUGCAUCAGAGACUACAGAGAAAAAGAGACGAGAAGGAGAACAGGCAGUCAGCAGCCUCCGAGUGUGCACAGCGCAGCACAGAUCAGUCCUGACUGUGGUAGAGAGGGGACAGACACGGGCCCAUUCCUUCACCAUCGAAUCACCUUGCCUCCUCUGGUCGCUAGCCACCAGCCACUAAAUCUCCCUGAAGCCUUUGCCUCUAUCCUGAUGCUCCCAGAGUGAACCUGGUUUUCUGCCAGCAGUCCUGCUCACCCCUAAACUUGGUCCCAGGAGCUCGAUGACUCAAGAGAGGAUUUUGGAUUUGUUAUGGUGAAAAAAGUCCUGUUUAACAUGCGGGAUAUCUUGGGAUAAAGAACAGAACAGGGCCUCGAUAAGGGAUUAAAUGCUUUUCUUGUGACUCUGAUCAACCUUCAACAAAUUUGAGUUUGAUUGGGAGGCCAGGAAGACAAGAACACAAACACUGUGAUUAUACAGAAACCUUUCAAUUUCAUGACCUGCUCAGAGGAAUCUGAGUCAUAUCGUUUCAACAAGAUAUAAUUGAACUUCCUGUCUGGAAGGCAAUUGAAAACGGAAAUGCAGAAGUCAAUGACAUUUUUGUCACAAGCACACUGUGACAUACAGUUUCUUGCCACUUUUCAGUGUGCACAAAUCUGAGGGAUUUUAACAUUGUUUGGGUGGCUUCUGGUUCAUUUUUAAUUUGAUUUUCAUUUUACUUUUUUCAUUUAAUUUUUUUGAAUUUGCAUUUAAAGAAAGGAUACAUUAAAGAGAAAAAACAUUGACUCAGGCAGCUCCCUUUGCGUUGUGAGCGGCAGGGGGGCUCCCCUGUAAACAAACAAUGAAUGAGAGAGGACAGAGAUGGAAUGAAUUUUGAAAAGUGAUGGAAGCAAAUGUGUCAUUUUGCCAUUAAUAGUUUCUUAUCCCUGCCAAAGCAGAGAGAAAGAAUAGAUGACAUAGACAAAGCUUAAAAGAGCUACCAUGAGAGAAUUUAAGUUUGUUUAGAUAGCAUAAGUUCUUCAGUGGAUGUAGUGUGUGUGUGUGAGAGAGAGACAGAGAGAGAGAGAUCAAGAGAAAGGCAAGACAAAACAAGUGACACCAAGAAAGGACAGAGAAAAGAGUAAACAGGUGCCAUAGAUAUACACUUUUAUGCCAUUGAAGUUCAAGCUAUUGUUCUUGCUCCUUUCUUUUCAGUUUUUGUUUACCACUCCCCUCUCUUGACAGACUGUGAGGGAGACCACCAUAUAUUGCAGCGAAAGAGCUACUGAGUGAGGGAGCGUGAACAAGAGAGGAGCAGAGGACUGUUGUAGCAGAGUGGAGGCCUUUUCCUCAUUCAGCUUAGACCAAAUGUUCUCUCCUGUCUAGGUUUUUUUUUCUUCCCUUUUUUGCUGUUCUAUUCGUCUACUCUCUCUCCUCUCAUUCAUCCCCGUCUCCGUCCCUCUGUUCCUAAAAAAGUGUGAGAGACAGUGGACAGGGGACAGGUGGGCAAGUCAGGGGGGCAAGAGUUAUUUUACCACUGCUGGAUGUUUUUUUCCCCAGAUUUAUUUUUCUCUCACACCCAGAGGGAUCAUUGUUGUAGCAGAGGUCAAAGCAAGGAAUCUGAGUCCAUUAAUGUAAAGUGCUACCUUACCAUUGGGAAAAAUAGGCAGAGUGGGGGAAAGAAAGAAAAUUCUUUAAAGCCGGUGCUCAAAUUUAAAAAAACCCAAAUGAUCUGAUCCCACUCAUUUUCCCCUGCCUCCUACAGCAGCCCCCCCUCCCCCCACCCUGUGGGAUCCUUGGAUAUUUGUCUCUCAUUCCCCUCUUCCCUGGAAUCUGUCAGUGCUCCCGAAGGGAUACAGCCUGCUUGCAUCCGAGCCAGUCCUCUCCUAUUAUCUGCUGGUGCCGUCUGCUUCAUUCUGUGGCGGUGCAGGCAGCCAGACGAUCAUUCUCCAUGAGGAGCAGUGGAAGAUGCCGGCUCUGCCAGCUCUGCUGCUGCCGAUUCACCUCCUCUUCCUCCUCCUGCUGCUGAGCAUGGCUGUGUCCUCCCUUAGCCAGGCACCUGCCCUCACUGCCAUUAGGAUGGCCGCCAUUCUAGAUGACCAGUCAGCAUGUGGGCGUGGGGAACGUUUAGCCUUGGCGCUCGCGCGAGAGAACAUCAACAGUAUGAUGGAUGGACUGGCUUGUGCCCGGGUGGAAGUGGACAUCUUUGAGCUGCAGAGUGACUCACAGUAUGAGACAACGGAUACAAUGUGUCAGAUCUUGCCGAAGGGUGUGGUUUCUGUGAUAGGCCCCGCCUCUAGCCCAACUUCUGGAUCCAUUGUCAGUCAUAUUUGCGGAGAAAAGGAGAUCCCUCAUAUUAAGAUUGGCCCAGAGGAGACACCCCGGUUGCCGUAUCUGCGUUUUGCCUCAGUGACACUGUAUCCCAGCAACGAGGACCUGAGUUUGGCCAUUGGUGCCAUCCUGCGUUCCUUCAGCUACCCCAUAUCCAGUCUGAUCUGUGCCAAAGCUGAGUGCCUGCUUCGACUGGAGGAGUUGGUGCGCCAUUUCCUUAUUUCCCGGGACACGCUGUCAGUGAGAAUGCUUGAUGACAGCUUGGACCCCACCCCCUUGCUAAAGGAAAUCCGCGAUGAUAAAGUAGCAACAAUUAUCAUCGAUGCCAAUGCAUCAGUAUCUAUACUUAUACUCAAGAAGGCAUCAGAGCUAGGUAUGAUGUCAGCCUUCUACAAGUAUAUCCUCACCACAAUGGACUUCCCUCUGCUGAGGUUGGAUGAUGUGGUAAAUGACCAGUCCAAUGUUGUGGGCUUCUCCAUGCUGAACAGUAGUCAUCCCUUCUACCUGGAGUUCAUCAGGAGUCUCAACCUGUCUUGGAGGGAAGGAUGCGACCUGAGCCCUUACCCGGGUCCAGCUCUGUCGUCUGCUCUGAUGUUUGACGCAGUGCACGUGGUGGUCGGGGCAGUGCGUGAGCUAAAUCGGAGUCAGGAGAUCGGGGUGAAACCACUCAGCUGCACCUCCGCGCUCAUCUGGCAACAUGGCACCAGCCUCAUGAACUACCUGCGCAUGGUGGAGUAUGAUGGCUUGACAGGGAGAGUGGAGUUUAACAGUAAAGGCCAGAGAACAAACUACACCAUACACAUUCUAGAGAAGUUUCGAGGAGGGCACAAAGAGAUUGGUAUCUGGUACUCCAACAACACACUGGCAAUGAACUCCACCUCUUUAGACAUCAACACAUCACAGACUUUGGCCAACAAGACACUUACUGUGACCACCAUAUUGGAGAACCCAUAUGUGAUGCGGAAAGAAAACUACCAGGACUUUGAGGGGAAUGACCAGUAUGAAGGGUUCUGUGUGGAUAUGUUGCGGGAGCUGGCGGACAUUUUAAAGUUCUCAUUUAAAAUUAAGCUGGUCGAUGAUGGGUUGUAUGGAGCGCCAGAGCCAAAUGGGUCCUGGACAGGCAUGGUGGGGGAGCUCAUUAACAGGAAAGCAGACCUGGCUGUAGCAGGUUUCACUAUCACCUCCGAGAGGGAGAAGGUCAUAGACUUCUCCAAGCCCUUUAUGACUCUCGGCAUCAGCAUUCUUUACCGCGUCCACAUAGGCAGGAAGCCAGGCUACUUCUCCUUCCUGGACCCGUUCUCUCCUGCUGUCUGGCUGUUCAUGCUCUUAGCCUACCUAGCCGUUAGCUGCAUUCUCUUCUUGGCUGCCAGGCUGAGCCCCUAUGAGUGGUAUAACCCCCAUCCAUGUCUACGAGAACGCAGGGACCUGCUGGAGAAUCAGUACACACUGGGAAACAGCCUGUGGUUUCCGGUAGGAGGUUUCAUGCAGCAGGGUUCAGAAAUCAUGCCUCGGGCCCUUUCAACGAGGUGUGUUAGCGGUGUCUGGUGGGCAUUCACGUUGAUCAUCAUUUCCUCAUACACGGCCAACCUGGCUGCGUUUUUGACAGUUCAAAGGAUGGAGGUGCCUAUUGAGUCUGCAGAUGACCUAGCAGACCAGACCAACAUUCAGUAUGGCACCAUCCAUGGAGGCAGCACCAUGACCUUCUUCAUGAACUCCCGGUACCAGACGUACCAGCGCAUGUGGAACUACAUGUAUUCCAAGCAGCCUAGUGUGUUCGUGAAGAGCACAGAGGAGGGUGUUGCCCGCGUACUCAACUCUAAGUAUGCUUUCCUGCUGGAGAGUACGAUGAACGAGUACCACCGACGUCUCAACUGCAACCUCACGCAGAUUGGGGGUCUGCUGGACACCAAAGGCUAUGGCAUCGGCAUGCCCCUUGGCUCUCCGUUCAGAGAUGAGAUAACUCUCGGAGUUCUGCAGCUACAGGAGACCAACAGGCUGGAGAUUCUGAAGCGCCGCUGGUGGGAGGGAGGAGAGUGCGCCAAAGAGGAGGACCAUCGGGCUAAGGGUCUGGGUAUGGAAAAUAUUGGUGGCAUCUUUGUGGUGCUGAUCUCUGGCCUCAUAAUUGCUGUGUUUGUGGCUGUCAUGGAAUUUGUGUGGUCAACCCGCCGUUCGGUAGAGACUGAUGAGGUGCGCCCCCACUCCUGCCCUGGCCGAAAUGACAGACAUGCACCAGUUUCAGUAUGUCAGGAGAUGAUGACCGAAUUCAGGAAUGCCAUCUCAUGUAAGAAGAGUUAUCGCUUGCGGCGGCACAGACCCCUUUCAUCCCACGGGGUCCUGCGUCACUCCGCCCACCUUACCCUGGGUGCCUCGCGACCUAUGCAGCUUGUGCGCGAGUUGCGCCUCAGCAAUGGCAAACUGUACAGUGCGGCGGCAGGUGGGGGCCCCUCAGACCUGGGCCCUGGUCCACAGCAUCUGCUGGAGGACCCUCUUGGGGCCAAGGUGUCUAGCAAUCCUCCCCCUGCCCCACUGGCCCCCAUGAUCCCACCCACGUCAGCACGAGGCUGCACACACAUACGAGUGUGUCAGGAGUGCCGGCGCAUUCAGAACCUCCGCUCUGCCACUUCCUGCUCCCGGAUACCAGCACUAUCCUCCGCUACCUCGUCACUCCCACGCCUGCCCCCACCCCCUCCCAUGUCUUCUUCCAACCCAAACACUGACAGCGAAGGAGGUGGUGUGGCCAGCCUGCACAGGUCCAAGCCUAAGCCCACACCCCCUCCAAGGCCUGUUCCCCCUUUAAAAACCCCUUCCACUGAUAUGCUCUGCAAGCAGGACUGAGUCUAUGGGUGCAAAAGACACACAGAAAAGAGGAAAAAUGCAGAACGUGUAGUUCGCCAACACCCCCAGGCAGACCAAACAGAUGUCUGGACCACAUCAAAACUGAGACAUUUUUUUAGGAGAGCUGUAAAGAUAUUUUUAGAAGAGAACCAGCACAGUUUCAGGGACAUCAAAGAAAUUGAAUGUUUCAGAAGUGGAGACUGAAGAAGAGGAACUGGAUCUUUGGACCCACAUUCUUCAUCACCAUCCCACUCUUGCCAUGCAAGAAUAUGGGACAACCAGUCUAGUCAUUUAACCUUUGUCUCUGUGAUGUACUAUGCAACAUGUCAGAGGGCAAAAUCCCUUGAAUUGACCAAUGAUGUUCUAGCAAUUAUAGAAGAUUAUGACUUCUGACCUUUGGACAAAGGAGAGCUGUGCAGAUUAUUGGGGUUUGUGUUCCUUCUCUUCUCUUCUAGAACUCUGUGCUGGAUGACUCAAGUGAUCCCAUUAACACCUGAUGGGACCAUACAGUCUGCAUUUACAUGUGCGCACAGAACUAAUAUGACUUUCAUAGACUGAAAAUUGUUUACUCACCCU